Molecule: messenger RNA, 1233 nt
Organism: Spinacia oleracea (spinach)
Lineage: Eukaryota; Viridiplantae; Streptophyta; Magnoliopsida; Caryophyllales; Amaranthaceae
Product: MYB-like transcription factor EOBI
Exons: 3
Coding region: 195-974 (259 amino acids)
Biological process (GO): regulation of DNA-templated transcription
Cellular component (GO): nucleus
Molecular function (GO): sequence-specific DNA binding; DNA-binding transcription factor activity
Source: RefSeq, a predicted model, not a curated record
ACCAUAUUGAGUGCCACACAAUUAAGAUUUAUUCAUAUUUUCAUUCAUAGGCUUGAAAUGAGUAGCAAAGUGUUUAUCUGUACACCUAUAAAUAUGGACUAGUGUUUGGAAGGCCUUAGAUCGAGUAACGUGAGCUUAAUUGUGAUCGAGUGUAUCUCUCAAACUUAAGUAAUCAUUUGAGUCAAAGUAUAAAGAUGGUAGGCGGCUUCAUGGCAGCUUGGUCGUGUGUUCAACACCAAGGUUGGAGGAAAGGUCCUUGGACACCUGAAGAAGAUAAACUUCUCAUUGAAUAUGUCAACUUGCACGGCGAAGGAAGAUGGAGUUCCGUUUCCCGUUCUGCAGGAUUGAAUAGGAGUGGCAAGAGUUGCAGGCUAAGGUGGGUGAACUACCUAAGGCCAGGACUGAAGAGAGGUCAAAUUACCCCUCAAGAAGAAGCCAUCAUUAUUGAGUUACAUUCCAUUUGGGGUAACAAAUGGUCGACAAUUGCAAGAUAUCUACCAGGAAGAACAGACAACGAGAUCAAGAAUUAUUGGCGAACCCAUUUCAAGAAGAAGGAAAGAUCUCGUAAAGCAUCCGAAAGACAAAAAUCCAACCAAAACCUUAAACCAAAGCCAGUAUUGCGACCACAGCCACAACCGCAACAACUAGUCCAAAGUCAACAACUUAUUCCAGGAACCAAAAAUGAACCAAUAAUCAUGAACCCAAACACCACCACCACAAUAGAUGAACCGAGCCUGAUGAUGAUCCCGGCGACGUCAUCUUGGAUGGACAACACGUGUAACGAUCAAGACGGUCCGUGGUGGGGGAAUUUCGGUGAACAAGCUGAUAAUACUAAUAAUCAAUAUUAUUGUAGCAAGAUGGCACUAUCAUCGCUACAAAACCAAUCUAAUAGUUCUAACAAUCCUACUAAUAAUAAUGGAUUAUCUUGGGAAGGGGAUCUAAACAAUCUUUUUUACGGAGGCUACAUUUUUUAGAGAGCAUUAUCAUAUACGAAGUAAUAUUUUUCUUCAUCAUUAGUAAUUUAGUAUAUUAUUGGUUUUGUACUAUAUUUUUUUUCCUUUUUCCACCAAUCGUUGCAAUGCACGUAUAUGAAUAUAUGAUGAUUAUUGGUUAAUGUUUGAUAAUAAAGCAAAACAAAGGGUUUGCGCUGUAUAUAUGAUGUUGGUUAUUCAGGCUUCACUUUGGCUUUGCACUGCUAUACAUGUAAUAAUUAUAUCUAAUUAUCGAAAGUUG